ACGCCCUUUCUAAAGCUAAGGACCCAUCGAGCAGCGCAUCAGUGGAGCCUGGACCCUCGUCUGAGCUGACGUGUGAGGAGAAGAUGCCGUCAGGUGACAGUGAUGAGACCGACAGCAGGAAGGUGAAGGUGGAGCCAAACCUGGACAUCGCUUCAGAGGACUCAAGCUUCGACUUCUCAGACUACGGUGGAGACGAAGAUGAUGACGAGGUGGACAUCGAGUCCGUAGAGGAAGGGAGACAAGGACAGGCCAUCAGUCAAAUGAAAGAAGCCGUCAGGAGGGCGCUAAAGGAUUCACGAGACUCCAGUGACGGUUUUGGAUCAGCGAGGGAACUCGACGGACAGGAUCACAUGGACGAUUACCUCGAUGAUUGUAAGGAUAACAGGAGGCGAAGGAACCACACGGUGCUAGAAAGGCAAAGACGCACUGAACAGCGAGCCCUGUUCGACAAACUUCAGCAUGUCCUUCAGAGCGACCCCAGGGCCCCCAGACUCCGCCUUCUCUCUCUGGCUUUAAAAGAAAUCCAAAAUCUUGUUGAGACCUCAAAAAAACUGGAGGAGCAGAAGAAGAGGCUGACUUUGAUGCAAUCUCUUUAUGUGAAGCAGCUUUCUCUUCUGUCUGGGAAGUCAGAAAUACUGAUCAAACACAAGCUGAAGGAGAUCUGCGAGAGGCAGAAAAUAAGAGAGAAGAACAUGAAAUGGAAACCUUUUCUUUUCAAAUCUGCUCCAGUCCAGAGCCGCUCAUCUGCAAGCCACUAACCCCCAGUCAAAGUCCACAGCCCUGUUACAGCAUGACUUUGACUCCUCUCAGGCUAACGCAGUCACAAAAGCAGUCCAAGACAAGAUUAUGUCCCUGCUUCAGGCUAACCUGCAAAGGCUUCCUGCCAAAUCCAGCAUGCAGACACCCAUGCCUCAAGCAUUCCCCUUUCCAGUCCAGGUGAAGUUCACUUCACCCCUUCUACAAGCCAGGCAACCUCAGACAAAUGUAACUCUUCCUCAGGCAAAUGUAACUCCUGUUGAGGGCCGGCAGGAGAGAUCUGCUGCCCGGUCCAGGUCUAUGUGCCCAUUUCCCAAAUGCAGAGGACAGUUUCGGCUCCCCAAACGCAGACCUCCGUCGCAGCUCCCCAAACGCAGAGCCCAGUAGCAGCUCCCCAAACAGAGAGCCCAGUAGCAGCUCCCCAAACGCAGAGCUCAGUUGUUGCUCCCCAAACUGAGAGCACACCCAUGGCUUCCCAAACUGAGAGCACACCCACGGCUUCCCAAACUGAGAGCACACCCACGGUUUCCCAAACUGAGAGCACACCCACAGCCUCACAAACAGAGAGCACAGUCACAUCUUCCCAACCGGAGAACACAGUCACAGUAAACUUGCAAUCGCUGCAGCCCAGGAUGGAGCCCCACCUACAUCCUCAAUGCCAAACUCCUGGAAGCCUCCCGUUCAUCCUCCACAGCCCUUUUCUCUUCCUCUGAUUCGCUCCAAGACCGGCAGAAUCAUACUUCCCUCAUCCCUGAGACCACUUGGUCAUGGCUUCUAUACACUCACGGUGAUGGAGCCCAAGCUGAAAGGACAGGAGGGUAAGAUUAUUGCAUCGCCGAUUAUUUCAUCUUCUGAUGCGGACUCGUCCAAGAACAAAGACAAGAGCUCCUCUGAAAAUGACCACCCGAAAGAUCCAGAAAGCAGUCACAAUUUGGAGGACAACAAAAAUGUAAAAUCCUCAAACUCUAAACCAAAGCGCUCAGGUGUCAGCCCCCUGGCUGAGCUCGCCCUCCUUAACAAAUCAAUCUACCUGCCUUCGGUGUCUCUGCCAGCUGUGGAGAGCAGCCACGAGGGGGGCACAGUGGUGGAUGUAAACAAAACGCCGGCAACUGCCUGCUUGAGUGUGAAGCGAAUGAAACAGGUUCCUGCUCCUGUUGAGUCUGAUCAGAGCCCUCCUGUAGUCCGCCGUGGCAGAGGCAGGCCUCGAAAGAACGCUGUUACCCCCGUUACCGAGAAUAAAAAGAGUACUGUGGAAGAAGACACAAGUAAAAGCGUCAGUGAAAGUGAAUCAUCUUUUGUGGUUGAAGAGAGUGAAAAAAUAACUGUCAAGACAACAAGUAAUGACUCGCCCAGAGUGGUCAGUGAUACUCCAGUGCCGGUCAAACGAGGCAGAGGAAGACCUCCGAAAAACAAGUCUGCAGAUCUAUGGAGUCCUCCAGGUGCGCGAGCAAGAAGUCCACCUAAAUCUGGUGAGGUUAGCCCCAUCAGAUUCCCUCACCGUUACAAAAGCCCUAAAGAAGGGACGGGGGAUUUAUCCUCGUCCAGGCCGUUAACCCGAGGUGCUUUAGGAAAGGACUUCCCCAGCGCCAAGAAACGCUCCUGGAUAGACGUGGAAAAGGAACUAGAACCGGAGAUUGAAUCUGAAUAGUUGUCGUUAUUUUCCUGUAGCUGCAAAAGCCAAUGCACACAGACAGUUGACCUCAGUAAAGUCGAUUUAUGGUCGGGCGUUUGACACUUUGAAGAUUGUCAUUCGAUAGAGAUUAAGGAGCAGCACGACACUUUCAACUUACGCUGCGGGAAAAAAGCUUCAGUUGUCUACAUUGUAUUCAGAGACCCAAUGCAUAUUUUUAAAGUCUAUUUCUGUUGUAUUUAUGGAAGCAUAAUCUGCACAGACGGCUGUUUAAAAUGACAAAAAUAUCCUGCUCAAAUAGUCAUUUGUUUAUGGCGGCCC
Molecule: messenger RNA, 2707 nt
Organism: Plectropomus leopardus (leopard coralgrouper)
Lineage: Eukaryota; Metazoa; Chordata; Actinopteri; Perciformes; Serranidae
Source: RefSeq, a predicted model, not a curated record